CAUCACUGCGGAAACGUAUUUGCUCAGGAUAUAGCAAAUGCACAUACAUCGCGCUUUACUGAUCCGGUAGCGAGACUGCUCUAUCGGGCUAUUUAGGGUCGAAAAGGGUUUUUCUUGAAUGUGCCAGGAAUGGAGCAGGGGCCUGGUACGGUGUCGGGAGGUGGAUUUAUAUCCCUGAGUGAAAAUGAACAAAGAUGUUACUCAGAUCUUUAUACUUUGUGCCAAGCUGACAGCUCGGGGAAACUAGCAGCCAGUAAAGUGGGAGAACUCUUCAGAGCAUCUCAGCUACCUGCAGAUACACUUCACCAGGUCACCGAGCUGUGUGGAGCAAAGCGCCUGGGAUACUUCGGUACUGGGCAGUUUUAUGUAGCGCUAAAGUUAUUAGCUGCAGCACAAUCAGGCUUCCCAGUACGGCUCGAAAGCAUUAAAAGUGAAAUGCCACUUCCCAGGUUUGUGGGAAUGAAAAAUGAUGCUGAGGUGCUGAGGUAUCCAAACCAUUCCCAAAAUACUGAGAGCCAGGGGUAUCAGCUCGGGAAGCCGCCAAUGACAGUCGCCCGGCCCAGCCUGGACAGGGACGCCCUGAAACGCACAGAGAGUUUAGGAGAUAAACAGGAGACCCGCUCGCCUCCACCGUCGCCACUAAGGUCACCUCCCAAUUCUCCUUCAAGCUCAAGCAACCAGGACAGGCCUCUGAGCUAUUCUUACGGGAAAGAAUGGAGCAGCACGGAACAGCUGACAGGUGGAGAAACCAGACACCCAGCAGCAUCUGAGAUGUCUUCCUAUGAAAGUAAACACCUGAGUCGGCCUCUGCUCCAGCAGGAAGUAUCAUCUCCUAGUAACUAUGGAUCCAAGUCUUCACUCACGCAUUCCUCAGUCACACGGGCCCUUUCAGUGGAGAGAAGCGCAGAGGAGGGUAGUGCUGAUUACCACGAUGACCCCUGGAGGAUUACUGAAGAACAGCGGGACUACUACACCAUGCAGUUCAAAUCUCUGCAGCCAGACCUCAACUCACUCAUUUCAGGUUCUGUUGCUAAGAAUUUCUUUACAAAAUCUAAGCUUUCAAUACCUGAACUCUCCCAUAUAUGGGAACUGAGCGAUGUUGACUGCGAUGGAGCCCUGACGUUGCUCGAGUUCAGCGCUGCCUUCCACCUCAUUGUUGCCCGUAAGAACGGAUACUCUUUACCAGAAAAACUGCCUCAGACACUGCAGCCUGGUUUUCUGCAAAGAGAUGCAGUGUCUCCCAAGACAAAGCGUGACGGUACAUUUUUGGGUUCUUAUUCUGAAUUGGUGCCAUCAAAUCAACAACAGAAAGAACCAGCUUAUUCUGAGCAGUGGGAAGUCAUCAGUGAACUACCCAGAACACCAGAGCCUCUCAUUGUAUUUGAAGAUGACUCCAGAACUGCUCCACAGGAAACAAACACAGUAGAAUCCAUACAACUGCCUUUAUCUGAUAAAAGCACGCCGAAGCAAGAGCCAAGGAUUGACAACAGCAUGUCAGCCUUUAGCCCGAAGAGAAACCCAGCUUUCAAAGACACGUCAGCUGAACACACACCGUUGGAAAAUACCCCGGCCGCUAAGACAGAUCCCCCACCAGAGCUGGAGCACCAAGUCAAGUCAAGAACAAGACAGAGGUCGUACUCCAGCACCUCAAUAGACGAUGCCAUGAAGAAGGUUGAGGAGCCCCCUGCGCCACCUCCCAGGCCACAGAAAACACACUCCCGAGCAUCUUCUCUGGACCUCAACAAAAUCUUCCAGCAGAGUAGUCAAGGCUUCAAGGGUGGUUGGCUGCCCCCCCCAGCUAUCCCUCCAAGGCCUUUGGCAGCACAGAUCCUACAUUUUGUUUCCAGCACAGAAACAACAUCUGCGCAAAAGUCAGUCCAGAAAAUCAACUUCGCAGAUUUCAGCAAAUUCAGUGAAGAGGAAGAAAACGCUGCGAAGAAUGAUGCUCAGGGUCAGCUGGGCAAGGCCGCUGGAAGCUCAGAAGAAAGCAGCCCACUUAAAGAUAUCUUGCCGGCUCAGCGUCCACAGAAACCAAGCCGCAGGAAAUGCCGUCCGGAGAGUCAGAACCUGGACAGCCAGGAGACGACCCUGCCCCUGCCACCUCCCUCCUCCUCUGCUCCUGGGACCAAACCACAUCUUCCUGUCCAAAAGCAGUCAUCCAGGCAGAAGAGGGCCAUUCAGACUGCCAUCCGCAAGAAUAAAGAAGCCAACGCAGUCCUGGCCAGACUGAACAGCGAACUCCAGCAGCAGCUCAAGGACGCUCACCUGGAUAGAAUCGCUUUGGAAACCCAGUUGGAGCAGCUUCGCCCUGUCUCAUACUUAUGACCUUCACAUUCCCUUCUUCUGAGCAGAAAGCCUUCAAGCAAAAAAUAAUCCAGUCUUUUGAAAUAGUAAAGAAUGGACUUGUGUAUGCUAUUAUACUGUACUGUACAUACAGUACAAUAUGUGCACAAUGCAAGCAACAAGGGACUUUUCCUAUUGAAAAGUUGUACCACAGCUUGCCCUGCCACUUUAUUAGUGCCAGGGUAGUCCUGUGCACGACUAGUGACAGGGCAGAAUUUGUUCUGUGUACAGCCUUUUUUUAUUAUUUAUUGUCAUAGCCGGAUAACCCCCUAUGAGGUUUAUGACUUAGAGCUGAUAUAAAUAUGACAGGGCUUUGGUGCCAUUUAAUAACGCCUCUCUUGACAGUAACAUGGCUUCAGCUGUGCUAAAAUAGAUUGGGGAUAUCUGAGCAUUCCCCUGUCUGGAUGGCAGCAUAGAAACCUAUAUCUUUACACUAGAACUGUCAUCAAAAAAGGCUGUUACUGGAGCACCUUGGACAUCAAAAGAUAGAACCAGCAUCCAGUGUGUUCACAUUCUAUUGAUUGUCUGAAUGUAGAUGUACAUUAGUAAUACACUGGCAGGGCAGCAUACAAUACAUACUGGGUAUACCUCAAUAGAAGCCUCAGAAUACAGUUGACUAAUGUUAGAUUUGAAAGAGCACAGAAGGCUGGUUUAGGGAACACAGGAAUAGAAAACCCAUAAUCUUUUAUGGACAGGAAAUUACAGACAAACAGGAACUGAAGGAUAUUGGUUCUUUCCCCAAUACAUAUAAUGGGUUUAAGGAAGCCAUCAACUUGAUACUGGAGACCUCUGAAUCUCUUAACAGUCUCCUACUACUGCUGGCCCGGCUUUAGACUUUCCCAGCCUCUGUUAGUACUGAACACUGCCAGCUACACACCCUGCCUAACGGCAGUACUGCCAUUCCAAAGCGCGUUGGCAGGACAGUUCAUCUUUUGCCAGUGAUGAGAGUAAUGAUCUGCAUGUCAUUGGCGCACAUACGUUACAGUUUGUAAUCGAGACAUAGUAGCGAAAAUAUAAAGGGAGAAAAUUUGGGAGUGCUACAUGUUGUACUGAGUAGAUCAGAUUUCUGCUUUUUGAACAAGCAAGCAACUUGUGCAUUCCUGUUUUAAAGGUUGUCUGUUUGCUGCCUACCUGCUGGUAGUGUGCAUUUUAUCUGCACCAGCAGGUGGGCAGUGAAUAUGUAUACACUGUGGUUAAUGGCAACUUGACUGUUCUGCAAUUUCCUUAUGUGUAUUUCCUUACUUACUAAGCUUGAAUACAAAAAUACAAACAGAGUAAAACAGCAAAAGCUUAAUAUAUCUGCUCUUGUCGGGUAUGGUCCUGAUUCACAAUAGUCAAAUGCAGUGUUCUGUGAUGAUGUAAAGUGUAACCUGUUUCUAAAUACAUAAGGGGAGGGGGGGGGGGGGGGGGGGGGGAUUCACAUAUAAGUUGACAAAUGAAAGCAGUAAUCAUCUUCCUGACCUCUCCUGCUUCUUACAUCCUAUUAAAUAUCUCUCUUCCUCCUCAAAGCUGAUAGUCCUUGACCCUAAUACAACUCUUACAGAUACAGUACCUGACUGAUUAUAUCUCCUUGAGACCUGAUCUUGUAUUUGUAUUUUAUUCUCUAAGCAGAAAGUGAAAAUCCAUGAGUGACCAAGUGCGUGACCCCAGUGACUGAAGGGGAUAUUUUUCUGGUGUUUCACUUUUUAGUCAUAUGAGCUCUUUAAAUACUGCAGCUCUAUUGCCCAUGGAUCACGAUGCAGUGUAGUUUCUGAAUCACACGCCUCUUCAGGUAGCACAGGGUGUUGCUUUAAUUAAGUCUCUGGGCUGCAUUAGAGAUGGUAUUGAAUAUUGACAAUGGAGUUAAGCCGCAAGACACAGAUAGGUGUGUGGCGUACUUGUGGCAGUAGGAACAGCUGAUUCCACAGCAGCUUUUAUUUCAAGUGAAAAUUGUUUACUGUUAAGACUUACUGGUUUAUAUCCAGCACAAAGUUUAGAUGCAAAGGGUAUUCUUUAUAUCAAUCACAAAGAGGCCAAUAUCCAGAAUACCUAAGCUGUUAACCAUUGCAGCUGCUUACAUGUUGUAGCUGCCACACACAGCAUACAUACAAACACAUUGCCCAGUGCAUUUCAUAACAUAAAAAGCUUUCAUUUGGUAAUUACACAUGCCAUUUUAGAACACAUCUAUGCUAACAACAUUUUAGGGUUUACAGUUUGAUUCCAGCUUGAUCAGAUGUUCCCCUGUGGUAAUUAGGUGGGAGACGACUAGGUAUUGCCUUGUUUGCGCAGUAAACUGCGGAUUAGUCAUUGCAUCAUUUGUAAUACUUCCAAAAAACAGAUACCGAACACUUAAGGAAUGUCAAGUGACUAGAUCCGAAACAAAAGCCAACAAAAGCUUGUCGGAAAAAUAUUGUGCAACAAUGUACAGCAGUCCAUUCUUUAUUAUUUUCUAUGCAAAAUUGCGGUGCUGGUACUUCAUUGUUAUUCCCUUUCCUUUUUUUGAUACGUGUGUGUACAUUUGUACUUUGGUAUAUUUAAAUGAUAUACAGCUUACAGAGAAUGGUUAUUUUAAUGUGCAUAUUAAUGGGUGUGGUUUGCAUUGUCUAUGAAGGGACACAUGCUGUACCGCUUUUAAGAACGUAAAUCAAAAAAACGCAAUCAAGGUGAAGUCAAAUAAUAAAGCAGACAUUUAUGAACGUUUUUUUUCUGUAUUUUUUUUAUUUUAUUUGUACAUGAACAUGCAGGCAUAGCUCUUCAUGUCACAAUUGGAAUUAAAUGUCACCAACAUGUGCAACUUAGAUAUAUUAACAGAUAUUCUGAGAGUUAGCUGCUAUGGACUUGAUCUCGUCCAGAAGUAUAAUAGUCAACAUCAAGUUUUAAAGCCUAGCAGGUGUGAAGUGGAAACAGAAGAUGAAGGACGUCCCUCUCACAGGUCAGUUCAGCUGCUGUUUCCACUUCUCACCUGAAAAAAAGACCUUUGUGGUGUUGAAAGCUAGUGGAUUUUACAGUAUAUACAUAUUUAUACUCUCGUUUUUGGACCAGUACAGCUUAUACUUUUCUACUCUAUAUCAAAAAACAAACAUAUCCCUAAGUUAAAGCAUUCUCACUUGAAGGUCUGGGAAGAAGUUUAAAUUGCAGCUUUUGUUUUUUUUUUUUUUUUGUUUGUUUUUUGUUGAUGGAAAAAACUUGCAUGACCUUUCAGAUCAAGAAAACAUGCAAAAUGAACACCAACACCUAUCACUUACAACACUAACUUCUUUAAUACUGUGGGCUGGGCUGAAUGCAUCUCUGCCAUCUGAGGGAAAUUUAAGCAAAUUUAAAACCUUACUAUGACACCAUCCUUUGAACGCCUUUGUGCUGUCCUGGGUCUUAGAAUACGAUUAUUCUAUUUGGGGUUUGGUGGUGGUGGUGGUGGUACAACUCAAGACCUGGAGUUAACUUUGACAACUGAUUGGCUUUGUCAAUUUCAGAUACUGCCAGUAAUGGGAUUCAUUUAGGCUAGGUGGUUUCUUUUUUUUUUUUCAUUAGACAUAAUAAGACAAAAAAGGGACCAAGGUUGCAUCUUCUCCACUAGCACGGUGCCCACAAUCACAUUGCUGGUCUCCCAACUAAGUAACUCCAGUCUGAAAGCUGGACUGAAACCUGCAAGCCUAUUUCUUAGUGACACAUUUGCAUGCAAAUAGAUCAGCCCAGAAUUUCAAAUUGAAUGUAGGCAACCUAGUCAUUCUUGCUUGGCAUCAUCAACCAGACAGCUUUGCUGUAAAGCAGAGAUAGCAACAGCUAACGCUAAUGGCCCUGUUUUCCAAUGCAUGAAGCUAUUUUUAGCACCCUGGCACCAGAUUUGCAACCCUGGGUGUUUACUUGCCUGCAAGCCUGUCACUAAUUUGUAUAGAAUCCAAAGUACAGCCAUGUGCUUUGUGGCACUUGUUUGACAUUUAACUUGCAAUAUGUGAAUGAAACAGCUGGCACAAACCAAGUGGUAACAUUAACAAGCAAAAUAGGAUGCUGAGCUGGACUUGUACAUACAGUAAGAAGAGUAAAGCUCCCAACUUAAUGAAAAAUAUUCUGUGCAGGUUAGCUCAAUGCUUCCUUUACUGCCAUCCUUUA
Molecule: messenger RNA, 6429 nt
Organism: Polyodon spathula (Mississippi paddlefish)
Lineage: Eukaryota; Metazoa; Chordata; Actinopteri; Acipenseriformes; Polyodontidae
Product: ralBP1-associated Eps domain-containing protein 2-like
Exons: 20
Coding region: 130-2325 (731 amino acids)
Biological process (GO): endosomal transport; endocytosis
Cellular component (GO): plasma membrane; cytoplasm
Molecular function (GO): protein binding; calcium ion binding
Source: RefSeq, a predicted model, not a curated record